AUGGACACCAUUCGCUCCAUCUUUCGACGACGUGCCAGCCAAGCCUUUGCGCCUUGGAGAAGACAGAUGAGUGAAGAAGAAAGCGUGAAACAGCCUGAGGACUGCUGGCUCCUGCAGUUGAUGCCAGCCGAGCUGCUUCACGAGAUUCUACAUGCCCUGCUCGCCGCGGGCGAGAAGGACUGCCAGCGGCAGCUGCGCGACGUAGCGGCAUGGUGCCUCACCUGCUCGGCCUUCAACGACGUCUGCGACGACGAGACGCGCUGCCGUCUGCGCUGCCUGGCCGCCUACCCGGGCCUCUUCAGCCUGGCCUUGUCGCCCCUCUUCGGUGCACCCAACACCCACUACGUAGCACCUUCAUCUGCCUCAUCUACUUCCCUUUCAUCUUCCCUCUCUACUUCAUCUUCUACGUCAUCUUCAUCUUUUCCCUCCACAACGACUUCAUCCACACAAUCCGGUUUGUCAUCUUCUACGUCGAUGCCAUCCUCCUCUCAGAGGAGAGGAGCUGCCGAGGACUACUACGUCGACGGGCUCAGGCCGCCGCGGCUCACCUGGCGCCAGCGCUUCGCCCUGCUGCCCCACCUGCCCCAGCGCAUCGCCCUGUGCGCCAGCGAGCGCGAGGCCGCACACGCCGCGCAGGCCGCGCACGCCGUCGUUGGCGGCGGCCUCCUCAAGCGCAUCUUCCGCAAAGAGGAGGACUCGUGCUCGGCCGAGCACGACGAAGUCGUCUUCACCGUCGACGCCAAGUCGGGCCGGCACCACACCAACACCACCGGCCUGCACAACAACCUCCUCGCCGACCACCCGUUCUUGUCCACCAACGAGGCCGCGCUUCUGCGAGUCUUCGACGGCGAUGGUGGUGCUUGUGGUAUCGACGCGGCCAGCGGUGUUGACGGCAGCGACGCCGCCGGUGCCGGUGAUGAGGUGGCGAGGCGAAGGCGCGCGCUGUUUGUAGACUCGCUGCUGUACCGGGGCGUGGAGUACUUCGAGAUGGUGGUGCUCAACAACCAGGUGAGCUGGAAUCGCGCGGUGGCGAUCGCCGUCGCGCAGCACUUUGACAGCAUGAGCUUCCUCGGGUGGACCAGUACCGCCAUCGCCUACCACUCCGACGACGGCACCAUCAGAGGCGGCGAAGAGAAUGAGGUGUACAGAUCCAAGAUCUUCAGCACGGGUGCGAUCGUGGGGUGUGGCAUCGACUGGGACGCGGGCGAUCUCUUCUUCGUCUGCCUCGGCGCGCCCAACGAACCCGCCGAGGUCCACCUUCAUCGGCCGCGACUCGACCGGUUGCCGUGGUACCCUGCCAUCGCGUCGAUGAGCAGAGGCGACGAGGUGAAGGUCAACUUUGGGCAGGAGCCCUUCGUGUUCGACCUCAAGACGUUCGUGCACAAGAAGCGCGCGGGCGAUCUGUCGUCCCUCGUCGUCCACACCGCCCUCCUGUAA
Molecule: messenger RNA, 1437 nt
Organism: Acanthamoeba castellanii str. Neff
Lineage: Eukaryota; Discosea; Longamoebia; Acanthamoebidae
Product: SPRY domain containing ran-binding protein
Exons: 4
Coding region: 1-1437 (478 amino acids)
Molecular function (GO): protein binding
Source: RefSeq, a predicted model, not a curated record